Aethalodelphis obliquidens (Pacific white-sided dolphin) is the source of this 4711-nucleotide messenger RNA. It is a transcript of the gene DCAF8, whose product is annotated as DDB1 and CUL4 associated factor 8. Gene Ontology annotation, cellular component: cytoplasm; Cul4-RING E3 ubiquitin ligase complex. Bases 1043 to 2833 code for a protein of 596 amino acids. The record is from RefSeq and is a predicted model, not a curated record. Lineage: Eukaryota; Metazoa; Chordata; Mammalia; Artiodactyla; Delphinidae. Gene Ontology annotation, molecular function: protein binding. The transcript is spliced from 14 exons.
CCUUUCCCAAGCUCCCAGGGCUCAGGGCUUCUUCCCCUGACCUGAGUCACCGCCGGGAGGAUUGGCUGCCUUUCCCUCAGGUCAGCCCCAGGGUUGACCUCAGGAGCCUGCCCCGCAAUCUACAGGGACGUCUUGCCUCGUCGGGUGACUCAUUUGUGUGCGCUUUUCUCCCCUUUAGAUGGGGGGACGCGGCUUCCCCUGCGUUUCCCCGUCACCUCAGGACCACCGCGCAGUGUGCCCCCUCCCCCAUCCCGAGUUCUCGGGCCCAGCACCUUGUACGGAAGGCGGAGGUCCAAGAUUAUCCCGCAGUCAGUUGUUGCUGUCUGUUCCUGUACCUUUUGUAAUGUAAUUCUCGUAGCCUGCUUCCCCUCACCCCUAAAUCUUUCAGGACACCGUAGAACGGUCCCAUUUGGUCCCUGUUAGUUGGAAAGCAUCUGGUGGCUUGAGUUUCUGACUCAUAUGAUUGUUGCUGGAGUCUCUGUAAACAAACCGGCAUUAGCGCUAUCACGUUCUCUCCGGGAUUUCCCCCCUCCUCUGUGGCUUCUUGUUGAGAGGUUUGGUUAGGGGUUAGCGUUGAAAAGAUUCAGGUUUUCCUUUUAAAUGACUUAUACGUUUUAGUGGAGCUGGGAGAUUACUUGCCUGGUUCCUUUAAUUUCUGUAACUGUAAGUUAUUUGUUCAGUAGUCAGAAUUAGAUAAAUUACGGUGGUUCUGAAUAGUUCUGAGGAGGUCUAAAAAAUACUAACACGUAUUCAUACAUAUUUUUUAUUAUGUUUAGUAGAAGAGACACUUUUGCCAUUUAAACUUUAACUUUUCUCAGUCCUUCAGUGAAUCUACAGACCUAUUUUCUCAGGAGCUCAGCCUGGCCCUACUUCAGUGAUAAAGGAGGAAAGUUUAAAACAAUACUGGCAUUUCAAAAGCAAACGGACUCCAAUAGAAGACGUUCUAUAGAAGUAUGCCCUGUUGUGAGAGACUGAGAUCUUCAGAGUUUCAUGGUCUAGGUCCUGUAUUCUAUCAGGCUGGCUGCAGUAAACAUCAUUCAAGAUGUCCAGCAAAGGGAGCAGCACAGAUGGCAAAACAGACUUAGCUAAUGGAAGCCUGUCUAGCAGUCCAGAGGAGAUGUCUGGUGCUGAGGAGGGGAGGGAGACAUCCUCAGGCAUUGAAGUGGAGGCCUCAGACCUGAGCUUGAGCUUGACCGGGGAUGAUGGUGGCCCCAACCGCACCAGCACAGAAAGUCGAGGCACAGAUACAGAGAGCUCAGGUGAAGACAAGGACUCUGACAGCAUGGAGGACACUGGCCAUUACUCCAUCAAUGAUGAAAACCAAGUCCAUGACCGCUCAGAGGAAGAAGAGGAUGAAGAAGAGGAGGAAGAAGAGCAUCCUCGUCGUCGUGUACAGCGCAAGCGGGCAAACCGUGACCAGGACUCAUCAGAUGAUGAGCGGGCCCUGGAGGACUGGGUGUCCUCGGAGACCUCAGUCCUGCCCCGACCUCGCUGGCAAGCCCUUCCUGCCCUUCGGGAGCGGGAGCUGGGUUCAAGUGCCCGCUUUGUGUAUGAGGCUUGUGGGGCGAGAGUCUUUGUGCAGCGUUUCCGCCUGCAGCACGGGCUUGAGGGCCAUACUGGUUGUGUUAAUACCCUGCACUUUAACCAGCGCGGCACCUGGCUGGCCAGUGGCAGCGAUGACCUGAAGGUGGUGGUUUGGGACUGGGUACGGCGACAGCCAGUAUUGGACUUUGAGAGCGGCCACAAAAGCAAUGUCUUCCAGGCCAAGUUCCUUCCUAACAGUGGUGAUUCCACCCUGGCCAUGUGUGCCCGUGAUGGGCAGGUUCGGGUAGCAGAGUUGUCUGCUACACAGUGCUGCAAGAAUACAAAGCGUGUGGCCCAGCACAAGGGAGCAUCCCACAAGUUGGCCCUGGAACCAGACUCUCCCUGUACGUUCCUAUCUGCAGGUGAAGAUGCAGUUGUCUUCACCAUUGACCUCAGACAAGACCGGCCAGCUUCGAAACUGGUGGUGACAAAAGAAAAGGAGAAGAAGGUGGGGCUGUAUACAAUCUAUGUGAAUCCUGCCAAUACCCACCAGUUUGCAGUGGGUGGACGAGACCAGUUUGUAAGGAUUUAUGACCAGAGGAAAAUUGAUGAGAAUGAAAACAAUGGAGUACUCAAGAAAUUCUGCCCUCAUCACCUGGUGAACAGUGAGUCCAAAGCAAACAUCACCUGUCUUGUGUACAGCCACGACGGCACAGAGCUCCUGGCCAGUUACAAUGAUGAAGACAUUUACCUCUUCAACUCCUCUCACAGUGAUGGGGCCCAGUAUAUUAAGAGAUAUAAGGGCCACAGAAAUAACGCCACAGUAAAAGGCGUCAAUUUCUAUGGCCCCAAGAGUGAGUUUGUGGUGAGCGGUAGUGACUGCGGGCACAUCUUCCUCUGGGAGAAAUCAUCCUGCCAGAUCAUUCAGUUCAUGGAGGGGGACAAGGGAGGCGUGGUAAACUGUCUUGAGCCCCACCCUCACCUGCCUGUGCUGGCAACCAGUGGCCUAGACCAUGAUGUCAAGAUCUGGGCACCCACAGCUGAAACUUCCACUGAACUUACAGGGUUAAAGGAUGUGAUUAAGAAGAACAAGCGGGAACGGGAUGAAGAUAGCUUACACCACACCGACCUAUUUGAUAGCCACAUGCUCUGGUUCCUCAUGCAUCACCUGAGACAAAGACGCCAUCACCGGCGCUGGCGAGAACCUGGGGUUGGGGCCACAGACGCAGACUCGGAUGAGUCUCCCAGCUCCUCAGAUACAUCGGACGAGGAGGAGGGCCCUGACCGGGUGCAGUGCAUGCCAUCCUGAGGCCUCGUACCCAGGAGGGGCAGGCUGGGGCUGCCAACCCGAUCCUGCCUGGGCAGCCCUUUCCUGUCCCAGGCUCUAACAUUCAGCAGAAACGCACUUUGGACUUUUUUGCUUUAGAUUUAAAAAAAAAAAAAGAAAAGAAAAGAAAAAAAAGAAAAAAAAAAGACAUCCCAGGAGGACAAGCCAGAGGGGAGCAAACCUACAGAGCAUCUAGAAGUGGGAAUUGAGCCCUGGAAUGGGGUUCCAUGGAGAGGUGCAUAGGACUUGGCAGAAAUGGCCUCUCCCCAAAGCCUUUUUUUUUUGGGAGGGGGGAGCCUAUUUUGUUAACUGGUUUGGGGUAGGGAAUGGGGUUUCCUUUUCUUUGAUCUCCCUUGUUUCUUGGGUGGGGGGUGGGGGGAUAACUGGCUGUUCAGUACCAAGGGGCCAGACUGGGGGUGGUAGAAAUGCCACUCUCUCUUUGGUUUAGGUUUUUGACUUUAUUUUCUUUAUUUUUUAAAAUUCUAUGACAGUUGCAUUGUUUUUUCUUCCCCCUGAGCAAGCAACCCCAUCCCAGGAUCCUGUUUUUCUGGGGAGUCCUUAGAGCCCCUAACCAUCCCACACUCUUCACUUUCUUUUCCACCCCAUUCAUUCUCUGUACUUAUCACAGUGUUUUGCACUUGAUUAUGUAUCCUUCACUCUCUUCUCUUCAUCCCAUCACCCCCUCAGUAGGUCUGGUGAGGGAGGUUGGGGGGAGGUGGGAGGAGGGACAGAAGUGGAAGAAUAGGAAGGUGGUUACCUCUUCUGUUACUUAAAAAAAAAAAAAAGUUGUUUGGUGGCAGCAAUCUCCCUGUCCCUAUCACUGUUAGAGGCCUAAUUUUAUAUCUAUAAAUAUAUUAAAAAGCAAGUCAAAAUUGGAUGUAUCAUGUUAAAAUUAUUGUUGAAGUUUAAAUACCUAUAUAUUCUCUAUGACUGCAAUAAAGGGACUUACAGGAGAGAGUGAGUGAGAGUAAUGAUGUGGAGGUAUCACCUGGGGUCAGCCUACCCUCUGUGCACGGCUACUGGAGAUUAGGGCUUAACCCUUAUGUUUUAGGAGGCUCAAGAAUGGAAGGAUCCUGAAUUCUGCCCUUUCCUGCUUUCCUACCAUGGUUUCAGGGUUGGGAAGCCCCUUUCAUCUCUUUGCUCCAGAUAUCCUACCUCUGCUUAAGUCUUGUGGGGGUUCCCAGGAUGGCUCUGCUAACCAGAGACUGGCUCAUCUUCAAAACUUGACUGAACUGUGACUUCAGGAAGGGUUCUGCCACUGCAGACCGUCUCUCCUAAUACUGUGUGUGACAGAAGACACACUCACUCUUAGCUUUAGCUGCUUGAUUCUUUAAACUAUCCAACUCCACACCAACUCCCUUCCUAAUGGAAGAGUAUAGGGAAAGACCUCCUGGGUUUGACUUUAUACCUUGUCCACCUUUUCCUAUCUUGGGAUUGAAGGACAAGUCAUUAAUCUAAGGAUUGAGUAAGGUGGCUGGGGCUCAGACACCUAUUGUAUCACUGGUCACUAAUUAUCAAAGUCCCAGUUGCAUUCUUGCCCUUAAAUGCUUUUGUUUUCUUUGUUUUCUUUGCCCCCAACCAGGAAUUCUGCAUCCUGGGACAGUCAGAUUCUACUAGAACAGGCCAGGAAGGAAGGGAGGAGUGAAAGGGUGGAAUUCCCAGAUACUCCUUCCUCCUGCCCCUUUUCCUAGCAGCUCUCAGACCAGAUGUUAGCUGCUGUACUUCCUCCCUGAGGUAGUGAAUGUGUGGUGACUGUGAGUGGUCUGUGUUCUUAUCGCUGGUGGGGUGAUGGAGUGGGCUGAAACCAUGCACUCUGGAAUUUGUUGUGUAUUUUCUCUCAGUAAAGCUUUUUCCCCCCCC